AUGAGGCCAAUUGAUCUUGCCAGCCGGUCAGGCGUGGCCCUGAAGAGGGCCUUCCAUGCGCAACAACUCCGCCGAGUCGCUAGCACGCGACCAUACUCGAACGGGCCCCUGCUGCCCCCGACCUACGACAGGCUUUACAACAAGUACUCCGAGGUCCGCCGGGUACUGGGCACGCAGCGGCUCACCCUCGCCGAGAAGAUCCUGUACAGCCACUUGGACAACGUCGAGGAGUCGCUGCUCUCCGGGAACACCAACAAUGGCCGCGACGUCCGCGGCAACGCCAACCUCAAGCUGCGGCCCGACCGCGUCAACAUGCAGGACGCCUCCGCCCAGAUGGCCCUGCUGCAGUUCAUGUCAUGCAACCUGCCGCAGACCGCCAUCCCCGCGAGCAUCCACUGCGACCACCUGAUCGUCGGCGAGCGCGGCGCCGACGACGACCUCGCGGCCGGCGUCAAGAUGAACCAGGAGGUGUUUGACUUCCUCGAGUCGGCUGCUAAGAAAUAUGGCAUCGACUUCUGGCCCCCCGGAGCAGGCAUCAUCCACCAGACCGUGCUCGAGAACUACGCUCUUCCGGGUCUGAUGAUGCUGGGAACCGACAGUCAUUCUCCCAACGCCGGUGGGCUCACAACCAUUACCAUCGGUGUGGGUGGUGCGGACGCUGUCGAAGCGCUCGUCGGUGCUCCCUGGGAGUUGAAGGCUCCUAAGAUUCUGGGUGUCAAGUUGACCGGCCAGCUGAACGACUGGGUGUCCCCCAAGGAUUUGAUUCUCCAUCUCGCUGGGCUGCUCACUGUGCGUGGAGGUACCGGUUAUAUUGUUGAGUACUUUGGGCCUGGUGUCGAGACGCUGAGCCUCACGGGCAUGGCGACAGCCUGCAACAUGGGGGCCGAGAUUGGUGCGACCACAUCCAUCUUCCCCUACACCGAAGCGUCGAGCCGCUACUUGAAGGCAACCCGGAGGGAACAGGCCAGCAAAAAUGCCGAGAUAUUCCAGAACUUCCGCGGCGUCGGUGCCAGUGCUGGUGAGGACGCUCUCUUCAGGUUCAAGGCCGAUGAGGGGGCACAGUACGACCAACUCAUCGAGAUCGACCUCUCCAAGCUCGAGCCCCACAUCAACGGCCCCUUCACCCCGGAUCUCGCCACGCCGCUGUCCCUGUUCAAAAAGACGGUUCAGGAAGAACAGUGGCCCGAGAAGCUGUCUGCCGGUCUGAUCGGCAGCUGUACCAACAGCUCGUACGAGGACAUGACGCGCGUCGAGAGUAUUGUGCGCGAGGCUGAGAAGGCCGGCCUCAAACCCAAGGCGGAUUUCUACAUCACCCCAGGUAGCGAGCAGAUCCGGGCGACUCUCGAGAGAGACGGCACGCUCGAAACCUUCACCGAAGCCGGCGGCAUCCUCCUUUCCAACGCCUGCGGGCCGUGUAUCGGCCAGUGGAAGCGCAUUGACGGCGUGGAGAAGGGCACCACCAACGCCAUCCUCACCUCGUACAACCGCAACUUCCGCGGCCGCAACGAUGGCAACCCCGACACCAUGAACUUCCUCGCCUCCCCCGAAAUCGUGACCGCCAUGGCCUACGCGGGAUCCACCACCUUCAACCCCAUGACCGACACCCUCACGACCCCCUCUGGCGCCGAAUUCCGCUUCCCAGCCCCGCGCGGUCUCGAGGGCCCUCCCACCCCCUUCGAGCAAGGCAAAGAAGUCUUCGCCGUCGCCUCGCAACCCCCCAACCCCUCCGUCCAGGUCGCCGUCUCCCCCACUUCGGAACGCCUCGCCCUGCUCGAGCCCUUUGACGCCUUCCCCGAAUCCGACCUCACCGGGCUGCGCGUCCUCGUCAAAGUCACCGGUAAAUGCACCACCGACACCAUCUCGGCCGCGGGGCCGUGGCUCAAGUACAAGGGCCACCUGGCCAACAUCAGCGCCAACACUCUCAACACGGCCGUCAACGCCGAGACGGGCGAGGUCAACGCCGCGUACGACCUCGACGGCUCCCGCACCACCAUUCCCGACCUCGCCCUGCGCUGGAAGCAGCGCGGCCAGCCCUGGCUUGUCGUCGCCGAGCACAACUACGGCGAAGGGUCCGCUCGCGAACACGCCGCGCUCCAGCCCCGCUACCUCGGCGCCCGCGUCAUUGUCUGCAAGAGCUUUGCGCGCAUCCACGAGACGAACCUCAAGAAGCAGGGCGUCGUGCCGCUGACGUUUGUGGAGCAAGCGGAUUAUGAGAAGAUCGGGGCUGGUGAUGAGGUCGCGACCGUGGGGCUGUAUGACAUGUUGAGGAAUGGCGGGCGCGGGGAGGUGAGCUUGAGGGUGACGAAGAAGGAGGGCGGCGAGGUGUUUGAUGUGCCGGUGCGUCAUGCGGUCAGUGAGGACCAGGCCAAGUUUAUUCUGGCGGGGAGUGCGCUGAAUUUGUUGGCGAAGGGGGGGCUUUGA
Chaetomium globosum CBS 148.51 is the source of this 2421-nucleotide messenger RNA. RefSeq lists its product as uncharacterized. Gene Ontology annotation, molecular function: aconitate hydratase activity; 4 iron, 4 sulfur cluster binding. The transcript has 2 exons. Gene Ontology annotation, cellular component: mitochondrion; cytosol. NCBI's taxonomy places the organism in Eukaryota, Fungi, Ascomycota, Sordariomycetes, Sordariales, Chaetomiaceae. The record is from RefSeq and is a predicted model, not a curated record. Gene Ontology annotation, biological process: tricarboxylic acid cycle. Bases 1 to 2421 code for a protein of 806 amino acids.